AUGGAGAGGGUAAGCGAGCGGCGUGAGCGACUCGUCGACGUCGAGCAACGUGAUGACCGUCACGUUGAACUUGGGUGCAACUUCCUGGGCGUCAGCGUGCUCGGGGAAAGUCCGGACGACGUCGGCGGCGUGUACGUCGGAUCCGUGGCGGAGGACGGCGCGGCGGCGGCCGACGGACGCGUGAGCGCGGGGGACGUCUUGAUACGGGUCAACGAGGUGAGCCUGGAGAAGGUGAGCGGCUCGACGGCCGCGCAGGUCCUCAGAGAUGCCGUCAAGAAGCCCGGCCCGCUGACGCUGACGCUGUUGAAGUUCUGGGACCCGAAGCCCACCGGCGUUUUCACGUUGCCCAGAGGUGAGCCGGUGCGUCCCAUAGACCCCGCCUCCUGGGUUUGGCACACGGCUGCCAUGACAGGGAAGCUCCGCCCACCUUACGGCGAAGACGAGCAUCUGAGCGCAGACAGCGACAUGGCGAUGGUCGUCAGAGCGAUGAUGAAGUCUGAUUCGGGCCUGGCGGUUCGGGACCGGAUGUGGCUGAAGGUACUCAUCCCCGACGCCUUCACAGGCAGCGACGCCGUCCGUUGGCUCCGUCGGAACCUGGCGGGCGUGACCGAGCGCUCGGAGGCUCUCCGUUACGCCGCCCGGCUGCUCGAGCGUCGAUACAUCCGACACGCUGUCAACGCGCAAACACACAAACGAUUCUCCCAGCAACGAUAUUACGUCGUGGGAGGGGGCGCCACUCACACCGCUUUCCUCUCUCACGCAGACCUCACCGAGGUGGCGCCGACGGACCGUCGCGAGGCGCGAGGGGGAAGAGCCGACCGCUGUCUCGACCGCGGGGACCAGUCUGAUCCGAAGGACCCUCUCCACCACGGCGACGAGUUUGAGCGAAAGGACCGUUCUGACCGCGGGGAGCAGUUUCGGGGCACGGGACCGUCCUGAUCACAAGGACGCGUUUGACCCCGGGGACCAGGUCAACCGCAAGGGACUAUUCCGACCUCAGGACCAGUUUGAGCACAAAGGACAACUUUGAACACACUGAUCAUGUUACAUAAGAAUGUCUUUAUGUCUUUGCACUUGCAAAUUUUCCUCACUGCUCCAUUUUUCGCUCGCUGAGCUGUUUUGUUUUCUGUUUGUCCACACGUGUUAAAUACUUGAAUGGACCCUGUGAAGAGAUUUGGAUCAGGUGGUGUGUGUGUGUGUGUCAGUGUGGCAACUCCAGAAGUUAUCAAUACAUUUAAG
Syngnathoides biaculeatus (alligator pipefish) is the source of this 1239-nucleotide messenger RNA. RefSeq names its product segment polarity protein dishevelled homolog DVL-3-like. The transcript is spliced from 9 exons. The record is from RefSeq and is a predicted model, not a curated record. Gene Ontology annotation, molecular function: frizzled binding. Gene Ontology annotation, biological process: intracellular signal transduction; canonical Wnt signaling pathway. Bases 1 to 939 code for a protein of 312 amino acids. NCBI's taxonomy places the organism in Eukaryota, Metazoa, Chordata, Actinopteri, Syngnathiformes, Syngnathidae. Gene Ontology annotation, cellular component: cytosol.